Messenger RNA from Coffea eugenioides, 688 nucleotides. Its product is annotated as iron-sulfur assembly protein IscA-like 1, mitochondrial. Gene Ontology annotation, cellular component: cytoplasm; mitochondrion. Gene Ontology annotation, molecular function: 2 iron, 2 sulfur cluster binding. The coding region runs from base 48 to 365 and encodes 105 amino acids. The record is from RefSeq and is a predicted model, not a curated record. NCBI's taxonomy places the organism in Eukaryota, Viridiplantae, Streptophyta, Magnoliopsida, Gentianales, Rubiaceae. Gene Ontology annotation, biological process: iron-sulfur cluster assembly. The transcript has 3 exons.
GUGUCGUGUCCAAAUUGUUGGACGUUAAAGAGAGGGGUGUGGAGAAGAUGGGUCCGGCUUCGGCCCUGAGAAAGCAAGUUCUCACCUUAACCGAAACCGCCGCUUCCAGAAUACGGCAGCUGUUGGAACAACGGCAGCGCUCAUUUCUCAAGCUUGGUGUCAAAGCUCGCGGUUGCAACGGCUUAUCUUACACCCUUAAUUACGCAGAUGAAAAAGAGAAGUUUGAUGAGUUGGUUGAGGACAAGGGUGUUAAGAUAUUGGUUGAUCCGAAGGCUCUCAUGCAUGUCAUAGGAACCAAGAUGGACUUUGUCGAUGACAAACUGAGGUCAGAGUUCAUAUUUAUCAAUCCAAAUUCUAAAGGGUAGUGUGGCUGUGGAGAAUCGUUCAUGACCAUGAGCAGGGAAGAAGCCACCAAAAGAGGUGUUAGUUCAGGGACGUAAAAAUCAGAAUGGAUUCCCUGAAUGCAUGUAUGCAAAAAUCCAUUAGGCAUUGCAAAAUUAUUGGCAGCAAUACAUGAAGAGGAAACUAUGCCUAUAAAGAAACAGAGCACUGACUUGAAUAACUGUUCGUCAAAAUUCUGGAAUUCACCUCUGCUGCUUGAACUGGCCAUUUGUGCGUGUGUUUGUUGCUGUUGCAAUUCAUCUAACACCAAGCACUUCAGUUGCAUCCAACACCAAGCACUUCAGUU